AUGCUUCGGUUGGCCGAAUUUUGGUUUAAUAUGGAGGAAAAAAAUACGGUAGAUGUGGCGCUUGGUGUACGUUACCUUCCGGCAAUGCAUUCUACCACACUUCUUUGGCAUUUAGCCGAUUUUGUUUUAGUAUGUGAUGAGCUCAAAAUUGGUUUUAUGAUAAUGUUAGUUGGCAGUUCACCCGUAUCAUUUGGUCUUUACAGUUCAUUGGCGAAACGAGUUAAAAUACCACUAGUUGACUGGGAGACAUCCGAUUUGAGUUAUGAUUCGGGAUCGCCUUUUACAGCAUCCGUAAGGCCUCCAGCCGAUGAGCUACUAGUGGAUUACAUCAAAAUUAAGCAAUGGCAUGAGAUUAUUUACUUGCAUGAUGGUGCUAAUGCGGAACGAAGCCUCACUGCAAUAUAUAAAUAUUUGGAAAAAAAUCCAGUUUAUCCCUUACAAAUUGAUAGCUAUCGUAUUCCCGAAGAUGAAGAAUACUUUCGAGAAUUUCUCAAUAAUUUUCACAUGCAACACUUUAACUUCGUUGAUUCAAGAUCUCUGAAUGUUGUGGUCGAUAUUUCAAAUAGUUAUCGUAUCCGAGCCUUUUUGCAAUCAUUGAAAGAAAGUAUACUUGUCAAAAAGCAAUAUAAUUAUGUGUUUGCUAAUUUUGAAUUGGAUGAAAAUGAUUUGGAUGCUUUCCAUUAUACUCUUAUCAAUAUUACAGCUUUUUUAAUGUGUGAUCGAUAUAAACAACGUUUAAACAAAGAAAGAAAAAUGUUUGUGCAUCAUUACGGCAAUCGUUCUAUCAUAGAUAAUGUACCAAUACCUAUGAGUGCACUGUUUGCACAUGAUGCAUUGCUUGUGGCAAGUAAUGCGAUUGAUAUUGUUUUGAAAAAAUAUGGCCGUGAUUUGUUCGCUAAUGCAUUCAGUCAAAACCAACUAUAUAAUGCUGGUCAACCAGGAAUUCAGUGCAGGCGUGAUUUAGAGCAUGCCACCUUAAUACCAUUUGAAUUUGGUGAUAAAAUUAUCGAAGCUAUCAAAGAAGUAAAACUGGACGAAACUGAUGGAACUCUUACCGGACAAAUACAAUUCACUAAGUCGUUGAUUAGGACAAAUUUUUCAGCGAAAGUAGUGGAAAUUAAUCCAAGUGGAAGGAGCCUAUACAGUGUUCGAAAUAUGUUUGAUUGGAAACAAGGUGUAGGAUUUAUAAUGAAUGCAAAAAGUAAGCCAAAUUUGCUGAGAGAAGAAACUAUCACUCGUUUACAUCACCGACCUAAUAGGCUACAUAUUGUAACGGUUUUGGUGAAACCAUUCGUAAUGCUAAAACGAACAGUUCGCGGAGAGCCGGCUCGUGUUGGUAAUGAUCGUUUUGAAGGAUACUGUAUUGAUUUAAUCAAAUUAUUAGCAAUGAAUAUCAGCGGUUUCGAUUCGUAUGAAAUAUUCAUUGCUGAAGGAAAUAAAUAUGGACAACGUCAAGAUGAUGGUUCUUGGGAUGGAAUGAUCGGAUAUUUGCUCAAUGAGACAGCAGAUGUCGCAGUAGCACCACUGACCAUCAAUCAAGCUCGCGAGCGUGUCGUUGAUUUUUCGAAACCAUUUAUGACUACCGGAAUCAGUAUUAUGAUUAAGAAACCGGAAAAGCAGGAACUCAACGUUUUCUCUUUCAUGCAACCUUUGGGAACAAAUAUUUGGUUCCUCAUACUAUGCUCAUAUGUUGGCGUAUCACUUACCAUAUUUCUAGUGAGCUGCUUUAGUCCAUAUGAAACACGUACAGAAGCAGAAUUAUCGACAGAACUUUCCCUCUAUAAUAGUUUAUGGUUUACUUUAUCAUCGUUUAUGCAGCAAGGUACUGAUAUAUUACCCAGAGCACCAUCUGGACGGAUUGCUAGUAGUGCAUGGUGGUUUUUCACGCUUAUUAUUGUUUCCUCAUAUACCGCAAACUUAGCAGCAUUCCUAACCCUGGAGAAGAUGAUUCCACCAAUUGAAUCGGUCGAUGAUUUGGCUGCUCAGAAAAAGAUCCUUUAUGGAAUCGUUAAGGGUGGCUCAACAGAAGAGUUUUUUAAGGAAUCAGCAGUGCCAGUUUACAAAAAAAUGUGGAAUUUCAUGUAUGAUACGUAUACUCAACAGCUUCGCUCACAGCAACACUCAAAUACCUCAGAUACUGUAAUGGCGAAUACGUAUGCUGAAGGAAUUGACAAAGUGCGCCGAAGCAAGGGACGGUAUGCAUUCCUUCUAGAAGAAACAGCCAAUGAAUAUGAAAAUACUCGGAAACCAUGUGAUACCAUGAAAGUUGGAACUAAUUUAAAUUCCUUGGGAUAUGGAAUUGCCACUAAGAUUGGUAAUCCCCUAAGAGAAAGUAUUAAUUUCGCAAUAUUAUAUUUGCAUGAGAAGGGUGAAUUGAAGCGACUGGAAAAUAAAUGGUGGUAUGAUCGAGGUCAAUGCGAUCAAGGGAUGUCGAUAUCUCCGGAAGGCGGUAAUAGUGCCAGUUUAACUCUUAGCAAAGUUGCUGGAAUCUUUUAUAUUCUAUGCGGCGGUAUGAUACUAUCAAUGGCGACUGCUUUUGUCGAAUUUUUAUAUCGUUGCAAGGUGGAACGAUAUGAAGCUGCAAGAAAGAAUCAUUUACGACGAAAGGCAUUGCGGGAUGGUAAUGAUCAUUCACAAAAACGCUCAAGAUCUGCUGAAUUGUGA
Molecule: messenger RNA, 2664 nt
Organism: Cercopithifilaria johnstoni
Lineage: Eukaryota; Metazoa; Nematoda; Chromadorea; Rhabditida; Onchocercidae
Source: the annotation of a GenBank genome assembly